GACCGUCGUCGUCCUCUUGCAUCAGACGUUUUGUUAGAGCUCCUCGACUCACCUGACGAAUCUUGGGAUAAGUCCGAUGGGGCGGAGGUAGACAUGAGCUGGGCGGAUGUUUUCAAGUACCUACCAACGACGGAGAUACCAUUGGUGCUGCAGAGGCGUGUCAGAGAGCAGUUAAAUUCUGAGGCCUCGACGAAGCCAGUUUCAACUGCUCGUAGAAGCAGUAGUUUGAGACCGUCCUUGUCCCCGGCGGGAUCUGAUGAAGUGCUGUUCGGCUCGGCAUGCAGUGUGGUAGAAGAUGGCAUUAUAAAACCGCAUCGGCAAGCCCCGUUGGUGACUCCUCCAUUGGUGAUGGUGACAGAGUCUCCGUCUACCAGUGUGCCGCCAGCAGGAGGGAAAGGGAGAAAGAAACGAGCGCAGCAGCAGAAGGAGGCACAGAGAGAAGCGGCGAAGAGUGAGCUCCAAGAAUUAUGGCAGCAUGCUACGACGAUAUAUGAUGUUAAGGGACAUGUCCUUCAACUCGCCACGGACCAGUGGGGGUGCCGCUUUGUCCAGCUGAGGUUGGAAGCACCUGACGAGGGCGAGGCUAACUUGAUCGUAUGCGAACUGUUGGAACAUAUCACGGACUUGUCCACGGAUAGUUAUGGUAACUACGUCGUACAGAAGAUGAUUGAGGUGAGCGCUGAUGUCGAGACUAGAUUGGGAUUGAUAGUUGACCAACUAGUUGGAGAGGUCUUUAGACUCUCAGUGCAUGUGUAUGGGUGCCGAGUGAUCCAGCGGGCCAUUGCGGCGACGUGCGUGCCUUUACCACAGCAACAUGCUCUUGUGAUCAGCGAGUUGAAGGGGAGAAUACAGGAGUGUGUGGAGGAUGCUCAUGGCAACCAUGUGGUUCAGAAGAUUAUUGAAAUAGAACGGCCUGUGG
Molecule: messenger RNA, 919 nt
Organism: Perkinsus marinus ATCC 50983
Lineage: Eukaryota; Perkinsozoa; Perkinsida; Perkinsidae
Product: pumilio, putative
Exons: 1
Biological process (GO): post-transcriptional regulation of gene expression
Cellular component (GO): cytoplasm
Molecular function (GO): mRNA binding
Source: RefSeq, a predicted model, not a curated record